This is a messenger RNA of Colletotrichum spaethianum, 780 nucleotides long. Its product is annotated as histone-lysine N-methyltransferase ASHR1. Bases 1 to 780 code for a protein of 259 amino acids. NCBI's taxonomy places the organism in Eukaryota, Fungi, Ascomycota, Sordariomycetes, Glomerellales, Glomerellaceae. The transcript is spliced from 2 exons. The record is from RefSeq and is a predicted model, not a curated record.
AUGCCGAUCCCGGACUUUGCCAACGAGGCCAUCUUCCCGGCCUUUGACGGCCUCCCCAUCGAGGACGCCGGCGCGGCCGACCCGCCCUCGUACGCCGCAUCCUCCGAGCCCCCGUCCUACGUGCCGCCGCCGCCGCCGGACCCGCCGUCAUACUCUGACUCGCAAUCCGGCUCCGGCUCCGCGUCCGCUGCCGCGGCGUCACUCACCCUGACCGAUACGGCCGCGACGUCUGCCGGCGCCGCCGUCACGCCCAAGCCGUCAUCCCACGACGCGCGGGAGGAGUGGUUCCUCGUCGCCGAGGUGAAGCAGAACAUGACCAUCACGAAGCCGACGCUGGUGGUGGUGGACCGCGGCGGGACCGAGUUCGCGGUGACCUUUGAGGACCGCGGGAUCGAUCUCAGGCCCGUGAGGCAGGGGUGGACGAUUGUUGUGCCGCGGGCGGUGAGGACGGCGCCGAAGGGGGGCAAGAGAGGGUUCGUGAGGGUGCCGGAGGGGAGGGGCACGAGCGUCAAGUACGUCCCCGGCGGGCUGGAGAAGAUUGGGGAGCUCGGGGCGAAGGUCCGGGGGGAUGGGGGGGAAGGCGAGGACGCGGGAAAGAGGCUUAGGGGGAGGUGUGCGGGCUGCGGGAAGGGGGAAGGGGAGGAUGGGGGCGCUCUGAAGAGCUGUACUGCGUGCGGUGUUGCGAGGUACUGUGGCAAGGAAUGCCAAAAGGAGGAUUGGAAGGCGCAUAAGAACGAUUGUAAAGUGCUGAAGGGUAUGGUGAACGCGUGGGGGAUAUGA